Messenger RNA from Mesorhabditis spiculigera, 1539 nucleotides. NCBI's taxonomy places the organism in Eukaryota, Metazoa, Nematoda, Chromadorea, Rhabditida, Rhabditidae. The record is from the annotation of a GenBank genome assembly.
AUGCCGUCAGGGGUGUUGAUGGGCGCGCAUGACGACAACGGAUUCAUGGACCAGCGUACAGACGUCGAUCCUGAAUUCGAAGAGCGCGAAACGGAUAUCUCGUGCAAGACGAACGAGACAAACCACUACAAAUUUUCCGGCUACAAAUUCCCGGUGCACAUCACGCACUUCUUUGGCGCUUUCCGCUUGCAUCGCCGCGACUACCAGCAAUGCUUUGAUUCAUUUCAAGAUACAGCCCGUUUACCGCACUAUUACGAUGUGGAUGGCCAAAACUGUCUGGUGCUCGACGAGGUGUACGGCUGUCUGGAGUGCCCGGUCCUCUCUCACCCAAAGGCGACGCUCGAGGAUACGUGCACUCCAGCUGGGGGACUUCUAGUCGGCGACAUCGAGCUGGUGCCCGAGAAUUACGAGGAGGCAGCACAACUCGCGCUCCCCAAGCCGGCAGACCGUUAUUGUCCAUUGCGCGGCUACUACGUCGAGUCGAUGGGCGGGUCGACGUGUCUGCGUUGCGACAAGGCCUGCACGUCGUGCUGGGGUCCAACGGAUCGUCACUGCUACGAGUGUCGGCACUAUGGGUGGCUGGAUCUGAAGGCGAAGCAGGCGCGCUGCGAGCUGAACAUGGCAUUUUGGCUCCCAGGGCGGGACGAGGACGGCCGAAGACCCCAUAAGGCCAGUGACCGGGACACCAUCACCCCACGUGACCAGUGGAUGCGCAAGGUCGAUAUGGGGAAAUACAGGGGAACACCCGACGUCUUCUACUCGUUGUUCUUCCGCAACAUCACCCAGUGGAAAGAGUAUUGGGACGAGAAGGAGAGCAGCGGCCAGUUGUCCAUCGUCGACAUCUACAAGCCGUUUUGCGCAAGCCCGGACUGCUUGAAAGGGUGCCGGCCGGCCCAUGAGGACGAGCUGCUGAUAUGGCAUGUAGUGACGUUCAACCGACGGUACUACGGCCUCCCGACGAAGAAAUCCGAAAUCAUGCUGCUAUGCCACCUGAUCUUUUACGUCACGGUGCAGUUCGCCUCGAGCAUAGUGGCCCUGCUCUUCUCCGGCCCCGACAACGCCGCGCUGAUCCCGUGGAACAAGGAGGACAAAAUCCGCGCCGAGAUUCGCGCUCAAACCGCCGCGCUCUACGCCGCCAAACUGCGACAGCAGUCACAGGACAGCCUCACCAAGUCUCAUGACGGCGUGAUGGCGGUUGCACAGAGAUUUUCUGCCGAGCGGACUAGCGAACACCGCAAUCCAUUGAUGACGCGCCGGGUGAUUGUGCGCAGAAAGCUACGUCUGAAGGCGCGUGUUCCGGUCCCAACCGUCCCGAGACACAAUUCCUUGGACCAGACAGCCGUGAGCACCACCAACGACUCUGCGUCCACCUCAAAAGACCAGCACGCCAAUAACAAAUCCCCGGCCGACUCGCUGGCCAAGCGCAGCCCGAAAAGCGCGAAGCAGCGCACGCACGACUCCAAACUGCCAGCCGCCACCCAGGCCGCGAGCAGUCGCGUCAAGGAUUCGAGGCCAUCACUUGAUCGUCGCCCGACUACU